Molecule: messenger RNA, 1251 nt
Organism: Dendrobium catenatum
Lineage: Eukaryota; Viridiplantae; Streptophyta; Magnoliopsida; Asparagales; Orchidaceae
Product: SWI/SNF complex subunit SWI3C
Molecular function (GO): protein binding
Source: RefSeq, a predicted model, not a curated record
GGUUUAUAAAAAUAGGAUUAAAUCAGGCGGUUGACAUUAGUCUAUCGGGCCGUGCGCAGCUAUUGUUGCCUCCUUCCAGUGCACCACUGGAAAACCCUUCACCUACCUUCUUUUCGCCCUUCCGCCAUGUCACCAGCUUCUCCAUCUCUCCCUUCUACUGAUUCCCAGCUUACGUGGAGGAAGCGGAAGCGAGAUAGAAAUCCUAAGCGCCAGCAGAAGCGCCAUGACGAGGAUCAUGAAUACGAUGAGGACGCUGAGCCUGCGGCGGCCGGCGAUGAGGACGAUGAGUUUGAUAAAGACUCACGCGGCCCCAACCGCAAUGCCGACAAUACCUUCGAUCCGCGACAUAGCGAGAUUCUCUCCGAUGUUGGCCAGCGGAUCUGCGACUUCCCCGUCGUCAUCCGCCGCACUGUCAGCCGGCCGCACGCCGCCGUUGUCUCUCUUGUGGUUGCAGAAAGGCUGCAAUCCUCGGGCGCUUCAUCUUGCGGUGGUGCGGCCAACGUUGCCUUUCUUGAAAAUAUCUCCCACGGCCAACUUCAGGUCCUCUCUUCGGUUCUUCCGGACCACCCUUCUCUCCAUCCACCGGACAUUGACAAACCCUCAUCUUAUGUUUGCACGCCUCCCGUUUUAAUGGAAGGCAAAGGGGUCAUGAAGCGGUUUGGGAACGAUCAAGUUCUCAUUGUCCCUAUGCAUUCUGAUUGGUUCUCUUCAACCACUGCACAUCGGCUUGAGAGACAAGUGAUACCUCACUUCUUCAACGGGAAGUCAGUAGAGCACACGCCUGAAAAGUACCUGGAUUUAAGAAAUAAGAUAAUUGCUAAGUAUAUGGAAAAUCCUGGCCGGAGGCUUUCACUUGCAGAUUGCCAGGGGCUUGUCGCAAGUAACGAGCUAUAUGAUCUUAGCAGGAUAGUGAGGUUCCUGGAUCACUGGGGGAUAAUCAAUUACCUCUCUGGUUCCUCUGUUCAUCGAGGACUUAGGAUGGCUGGGUCUCUUCUUACAGAGAAUGCCAAUGGUGAGCUCAUUGCACACAUUGCACCAUUGAGAUCCAUUGAUAGUUUGAUUUUAUUUGACAGGCCUAAAUGUAGCCUCAAACUAGAUGAUAUAGCCUUUUUGCGAACCUCUUCAUCUUCCAUAGAAUCAGUUUCUUGUUUCGGUGAUCUGGAUGUUAGGAUUCGUGAAAGGUUGUCUGAACAUGUCUGUAGCAACUGCUCCAAGCCAUUGCUUAACUUAUUCUAUCAAUCCCAGAAGGAG